AUGCCGCACCAAGAGCAAGUCAUGGACUAUGGAGCAAAGGAAGCAGGACCAGAUCACUUGCCUCGUGAAACUGUGAGCACCAAAGCAAUAUCUGGCGUAGAAGCUGCUGUUAAGAAAACGAAACAUGCAGGUGCUAAGAUACCUAAAAUGAUGAUUUAUCAGCCCAUCAUCAGCCAGGAUGAGGUAUGCCCAGCAAAUAAGUCUCCAGCAAGAGACCUACUGGCUCUGCCAAGGAGUGAUUGCAUAGCAGCUGAACAGCUGUGCCUCUCAGACUCUACCUGCAAUGCCACCUACAGGAUCCUGGAAAACUGUGCCCUGGCAAAGACUCGCUUCCUUCCACUGGAUCAUGAUAGCAGGGUCAGAUGUCUGAAUGCAGAGCUAGACCUCGGAAACAGCUCUUUGCUGCACUGCAAAUGUCACCGGCGCAUGAAGAGACAGGAACACUGCUUACGUGUUUUCUGGACCGUUCACUCCAGCGUGACAGAUGGUUAUUUCAAUUUGGAGACUUCUCCCUAUGAGAAUCCAGCAAAUGAAGAACACUGGAAGACAGAUUACAAUAAACUGGCAGCUCUGUUAUCAGGCUCACAGUUAGCAGGAGAUGCAACAAAUCCAUGCCUGAAAGCAACUCAUGUCUGUAAUCUGAGCAAGAAGUGUGUUCGUCUGCGCACAGACUACGCCUCUAUCUGCACCAAGGGAGCAGGAAGUGAGGACAUGUGUGACCGUCGCAAAUGCCACAGAGGGCUAAGGAAUUUCUUUGAGAAAGUCCCUGAGGAUUUCACCAAAAGGAUCCUAUUCUGUCCAUGUCAAGAUGAACUUUGUGGAGAACGCCGCCGGAAAACUAUUGUUCCUGAUUGUUCCUUCCAGUAUAACACCAAACCCAAUUGCCUCUGGCUUCUGGACUCCUGCUUAGAAGACCAUAUCUGCAAAUCCCGACUGGCUGACUUCCAACAAAAUUGUCAACCUGCAGACAUGUCUCCAGAUGGUUGCUCUCAGCACAACCAUGCUGCGUGCCUGCAGGCUUACAUGGGGAUGAUUGGCACGCCCAUGACACCCAACUAUGUCAGUAACUCCAGUGUGGAGGUGUCUCUGUGGUGUACAUGUGAGAGCAGCGGCAACCAGAAGGAGAAGUGUGACCAGAUACUCGGCAUGUUUGAGAGCAACAAAUGCCUUGAAAAUACCAUUUGGUCUCAAAUGCACCCGAAGCAGACAGCUCUAGAAAGACAGGAAGACUUAUUUUAUUCAUCUUCCCUAAGCUUCCAAGGAGACAGUGCCAGCACAUCUCUUGCUUCAGAAAUGUCCCAGGUGGCUGAAGGGAAGACACAGCGAGACAUCUCCGAACACAGUAGUAUGCCUAUGGCCUCUGCUGUAUAUUCUGGAGCUGCUAUUUCUUGGCCGUCUCUGGCUCUGUUCCUGCCCCUGUUGCUGAGCCCAUGUUAGCUUGGCAUAAAUGGUAUCUUUCCUUCCCAUAUUAUUAAUCUUAUUCCAUAUCCAGGCACCUCCCACUACUGAUU
This is a messenger RNA of Pygoscelis adeliae (Adelie penguin), 1511 nucleotides long. RefSeq names its product GDNF family receptor alpha 3 (gene GFRA3). Gene Ontology annotation, cellular component: signaling receptor complex; external side of plasma membrane. Gene Ontology annotation, biological process: nervous system development. Gene Ontology annotation, molecular function: signaling receptor activity. NCBI's taxonomy places the organism in Eukaryota, Metazoa, Chordata, Aves, Sphenisciformes, Spheniscidae. The coding region runs from base 1 to 1437 and encodes 478 amino acids. The transcript is spliced from 9 exons. The record is from RefSeq and is a predicted model, not a curated record.